GGAUAGGGUCCAGCCUCUCAAAACUUGUUCGGCAUGGUGCGUUUGACCAACAACGAGAAGGGAAAGGGAAGGGAGUGUCCCAAAGUGAUUUCAAUUCCCGCUCUGAGCCCUAAACUCUGCGUUGACCGUUUGCUCUCGCUUCGCUGGGGUGGGCGUGGUCCCGUUACGUCAUAGAGCUGGACGGGAGGCCAGAACUCCAAGACCUCAAAAGGUCGCGCCGGAUCAGAAGCGUCCUUAGCGACCGCCAGAAAGGGGACUUGCGCACGACAAAGUCUUAAUGGGAAUGAUUUUGGAAGUGAAUUCGGCCUUUGGUAGCUGCCCGGAGCCUUGAGAAUCUCAGUAUCAGGUCUACACCACAGUUUUCUUGUGUAUUCCCUUUCAAGUUCAUUCUACACAAGUAAAAACAUCUCUUUACCCUAAACGCUGAUCUCCAAUGGAAACCAUGGUUCCUUAGAAUCAAGUGAAGUAAGCAGAAGGAAGUUCCAGGACCAGGAAAGGAUCACUUCCAGGAAUACGUUAAUUUGAGAUGCGAAGUGUUUGAUCGGAAUUUGAGUGACAAUCUGGAAAAAUAGAAGAAUCCCAGUUCCAGUCAUUUUCUAAGAACAGAAGAAAAUGACCACGGUCCAGGGAUCAUUAUUGUUUGAAGAUGUGGCUGUGGAGUUCACCUGGUAGGAGUGGAGGCUACUAGACCCUGCUCAGAAGGACCUAUACCAGGACGUGAUGCUGGAGAACUACAGCAACCUGCUGUCUGUGGGGUAUCAAAGUCCCAAACCAACUGAAAUCUUCAAGUUGAAGCAAGGAGACAAACCAUGGAUAGAAAGGGAAAGUAUCCAUGAUCCAGAAGUUGGUGAUCCUAUGCAGCAAUCCUUGGAAUCCAAUACAAGCAUAAAAAUAUGGAAAGAGGCCAUGAACUCAGUUCUUUGGGAAAUAUUUUUUGUCUGCAUGGAAAUCUUGUUACUUUAAGGCAAAUCCAUGAUAAGUUUGACAUACUGAACUCUAAUUUAGAUUUAGUUAACCAGAAGCUCCAUAGCAAAGAAUCCUGACAAGUUUAAUAAAUACGAGAAAUCAUUUCUUCAUAGUAAACAUGAAAAACAUUACACUGGAAUUAAAUGCAAUAAACGUGGAAACACUUUCCGCACCAAUUCAAAACUCAGUAUACAUCAGAUUGAAAAAGGAAAGAAACAUGAGUGUAUGGAAUGUGGUAAAACCUUCAUCAAAAAGUCUCAGCUCACUGUACACCAGAGAACACAUACAGGAGAGAAGUCGUAUAAAUGCCUUAAAUGUGGUAAAGCCUUCUGCAGGAAGGCAGAGCUUAAUAUACAUAUGCAAGUUGAACGAGGAAUAAAACCCCACGCAUGCAGUGAGUGUGGGAAAACCUUCUCUAGGAAGUCUCAGCUCCUUGUACAUCAGAAAACUCACACAGGAGAGAAACCAUAUAUGUGCAGUGAAUGUGGGAAAGGCUUCAUUCAGAAGGGUAUUCUUAUACAUCAACAAAUUCAUACUGGAGAGAAGCCCUAUAGGUGCAAAGAGUGUGGUAAAGUCUUCAGUCACAAGCCAUGUCUCGUUGCACAUCAAAUAUUUCACACUGGAACCUAUGUAUGCACUGAGUGUGGAAAAGCCUACUUUCAGAAGUCAAGUCUCAUUAGACAUCAAAAAGGUCACACAGAAAAGUGCCACAAAUGCAAUGUGUGUGGGAAAAGCUACUCCACGAAGUUCAUACUUAGCAGACACCAGAGAGUCCAUACAGGAGAGAAGCCCCAUGGGUGCAGCAGCUGUGGGAAAGCCUUCUGCCACAAGUCCUCCCUCACUAAACAUAAGAGAACUCAUACAAAAGAGAAACGUGUCAAUUCAGUCAAGGUAGAAAAGGAUUCCUUGGAGAGCUAUGACUCAUGUGCCACAGAACCCAAACAGGAGAAAACCUACAUUGAGACAGUGACAAUGCAGGGGCCUGCUAUGGCAGUGCAGGCAUCAUUAAACAUCCAUGGGUUCCUUGCCCAAGGGAAUGUGGUUCUUGUGGGAGAGCCUGUGGCCAGAUAUGUCCCCUCAGGAGAUGGCAGAGAGUUUUCACAGGAGAGGAACCUCAUGAAUAUAGUUAGUGUGGUACUGCCUUCAGUUACCAAUUAUGUCUUCUUUUAUGUCACAGGAAACAUGUAAGGAGGAGUGCAUUCAAUGUGGACCAGCCUUUGGAGCAGACUUUAGCUUUUUUUGUAGUUGAAAACUCUCACUGAGAGAAUGCUAAUGAAUGCCAAUAAUGGAAAGGUCAAUCAGUCAGUCAUUGUUAGUCGCUCAGUUGUGGCUGAUUCUUUGUGACCCCAUGGACUGUAGCUCGCCAGGCU
Molecule: messenger RNA, 2336 nt
Organism: Odocoileus virginianus texanus
Lineage: Eukaryota; Metazoa; Chordata; Mammalia; Artiodactyla; Cervidae
Source: RefSeq, a predicted model, not a curated record